AUGAGAUACACGCAUCAAAUCAGCGGCUUCGCGAGCACCACUGGCGGCAAAGGGCACGCUGUUACUGGCGUCAGCCAAUUGUUUUCGGACCACUCUCCAGACCACGGCAGGAUCUGUUGCACUACCCUCGACCAUAACAUCCCUCGGGUGUCGUAUGCCGUGGCUGUCAAUGACAUUGAUCCUGCAACUAGACAGAUCCCUAUUGGUGUGAUGGCGGUCAGUAAUCUCGUUGAUGCCGGGUUGCAGACAGCUGAAGCUACGAUUCACUAG
This is a messenger RNA of Penicillium atrosanguineum, 270 nucleotides long. RefSeq lists its product as uncharacterized. The record is from RefSeq and is a predicted model, not a curated record. Bases 1 to 270 code for a protein of 89 amino acids. The transcript has a single exon. Lineage: Eukaryota; Fungi; Ascomycota; Eurotiomycetes; Eurotiales; Aspergillaceae.